Molecule: messenger RNA, 760 nt
Organism: Archocentrus centrarchus (flier cichlid)
Lineage: Eukaryota; Metazoa; Chordata; Actinopteri; Cichliformes; Cichlidae
Gene: epd
Product: ependymin
Exons: 6
Coding region: 47-688 (213 amino acids)
Biological process (GO): cell-matrix adhesion
Cellular component (GO): extracellular region; lysosome
Molecular function (GO): calcium ion binding
Source: RefSeq, a predicted model, not a curated record
UUUACCAUCUCUAACAUUAUUUUGUGAUUCCCUCCAGACCAGAAAAAUGUAUGCAGCUUUUACGCUAUUCUUCUUCAUGUGCUUGACUGCCAGCAGCCAUGCAGAUCACCAUCAGCCUUGUCAUUCACCCAAUAUGACAGGAAUCCUGUCUGUGAUGUCACUGAAAGGUGAAAUGAAAGCGUACGGUGCAUUCACCUAUGAUUCAAUGGGCAAGAAACUACGCUUCAGAUCAAACGAGAGCAGCCCCACAAAUGCUUCGCACAGUAUGGAUCUGCUGAUGUUUUUUGAAGAGGGGAUAUUCUAUGAGAUUGAAAGCAAAAACCAGAGCUGCGUGAAAAAAACGCUGCACUGCAGCAUGCACCCUCUGGAUAUUCCCGAUGAUGCUACAUUUUCCUCUAACGUACACUCUGGGAGCGCGUCCAUUGAAGGGGAGGGAUUACAACUCAAUGUAUGGACAGGAUCAAUGCCUGAGAAGAAAGGCCACUACUCCAUGUACGUAACCAAGGGAUGUUUGCCUACAUCCACUUUCUACUUCACUGAGUCCACAUCAUUCUUUUUCAGCAUCAUGGAGGUCGAAAACGAGAUCAAGGACCCCGAUCUCCUUGCGGUGCCUCACUUUUGUGUGGGACAGCCUGUGGAGGAGACACCUGAAGGGACAGUAAAUAGUUUCCUCAAUGAGUUUGUGUAGAUGAAGCAUCACCAGCAGAAAAUUAAGCCCCUUAUGCAAGCAUGGCCCACCAGAACUAUAGACUUUUCUCUC